This is a messenger RNA of Ectocarpus sp. CCAP 1310/34, 1436 nucleotides long. The record is from the annotation of a GenBank genome assembly. Lineage: Eukaryota; Phaeophyceae; Ectocarpales; Ectocarpaceae.
UUUCUCCCCGACCUCUCGUACAAACACACACAGACAACGGCCGACACGCCAACGUCAGCCCUUACCUGGUGACACGUUGCCGCCAUGCCGGUUUUCGUUCUCAAGGUCAAGUGCGAGCUCGACAAUGUUGCCUCGAUGCAAGCGGACGAGAACAACAAGUGGAUCCUGACCAUGCAGAGUCCGGACGCGGGAGAACGACGGGAGCACGUAGAGGUCACCAAAGCAAGAAACGAAGAGUUGGACGGAAGCAGGGGGACCGCCAAUUUCAUUGUGAAGUGGCAGGGGGCCAAGAAGCAGGCCACCGCGAACAUCGUAGAAAUCAAGAAGGUGACCACCCAGGGACUGAUCAAGGGGGACCAGUCGGGAGAGUUUGUGCCGAUUUUCGCGUUGGAUUGCAGGGGACUGGAACCCGUAGAGUGGCACCCGUCGACAGACUUCGCGGUGACCAGCGAGGGCGGCACGGUCUACGCCAGCGACGGCGUGGAUCUGAGCGAGGAAGAUUGGUCGGACUACUGCGAGAAGAGCGCGGCGCCGGUUAGCAUCAUGGAGAUCGAGCACAAGUUCGAGGUUGCUUGAAAGGGGUUUUUGUCUUCUUGUGCUCAACAUGUCGCUGUCGUUCGUGGGUUCGAAUCCGGAUAUGAACACUUUUUGAGCGAGUUUUUUUCCUGGCACCCGUGAGUACUCUGGUGCACAGCAUGGUUGAUGGUAAAGGUUCAACGUCUGGGUUACUAAUUGCGCUAGCUCCGAGGUCGCUUGGUUUGAAGUUCGAGACACAGCGUCGCUGUGAAUUGUCCAGCGAGAGGGCGGGGUCGUCGACUCGUGACCUGACUGAUUGCACACGGAAGAGGCCUGCCUGCCCGGCAUACAGGAAAGGAAGCAUGUAAAUGUACAAAGAACACCCCCGAGACCUUGAUUGAUGAUAUUUAUAUUUCAAGGAGUCCUCCCUUCGGUCUCUCGUCGAAACGUGUGGAGAUGGCGUGGGUGGAGUGGGUGCCUUCCAAGGGAAGAACGCUGUCCGCACGCCGGAUGGGGUAUGGGCAGGAGCGUCGCGCUUGUGCUGUUGACAGGAUACGUCGGGAGCAUCAGUGGCAGGCGCGUUCGUGUAAUUUUUAUUCGCCACGUAUAUGUGUACGUAUUGGAUGACGUAAUUUUUCGGUCAAAGAUGACAGCCCAGCUGGCGAGGCCGCCACCCUUCUUCUGGGUUGGUAGGUGUUUUCGCGUUGCCAUGGGGAACAGUGCAGGCGGACGAGGCAUGAAGAAGUCGGGGGGGGGGGCACGCGUCCCCCUCUCCCCCCCUUUCAAAAGUGUGAGAUGUAGCAGGUCCUGGUGAUUUUUUGUUGGUAGGGGAGUUCGGAGAGCCCGUGAGGAUGAGAACAAGAUCGACAGGUGAUAUCUCGCAAAAAAUACCAAGCAUCGUUUUCGGGUUUGCUGAGCCU